AUGGCGAAGGGCGGGCUGGGCAAGCUGCGGUGCAUGAUCAGGAGGUGGCACUCGUCCAGCCGCAUCGCCCGCACGUCACCACCGGCCAUCGACGACGACGGGGCCAUCGUCUCCGGCGGCCGCGGCGCGUCGUCGUUCCACGGCGCGGACGAGGUGCCCAAGGGCCUGCACCCGGUCUACGUCGGCAAGUCGCGGCGCCGGUACCUCAUCGCCGAGGAGCUCGUGGGCCACCCGCUGUUCCAGACCCUCGUCGACCGCACCGGCGGCGGCGGCGGCGCCAACGGGGGAGCGGCGGGUACCGCUACCGUCGUCGGCUGCGAGGUCGUGCUGUUCGAGCACCUGCUGUGGAUGCUGGAGAACGCGGACCCGCAGCCGGAGUCCCUCGACGAGCUCGUCGACUACUACGCGUGCUGA
This is a messenger RNA of Miscanthus lutarioriparius, 414 nucleotides long. Lineage: Eukaryota; Viridiplantae; Streptophyta; Magnoliopsida; Poales; Poaceae. The record is from the annotation of a GenBank genome assembly.